AUGAGCAUACUAUAAGAACAAAAUAAUCAAGUGGAAGAGGACGAAUAGCCUCAAAUUUUAGAAUAGCAAUAAUUUUCUUUGAAGGACAACUUAGUUUCAUUGAGAGAGAUGAAUGCAAUUAUAAAUUAAAAUUUUGAUAAAAACCUUUACCAAGACGAAUUUUAAAAAAAGCUUGAUUAUGAAGACAAAGCUUUGAGCUAAAAUAAAUUUAGUAGCCCAAUCAAAUAAACAAAAAGUAAAUAGCCAAGUGAAAAAUCAGCUUAUUGGGAAACAUCAUACGCCUAAGUUAAAAAUGCUUAUAUGAAUGCAAACGAUUUAGAUGAAGAGGCUUAAAAUCUUAAAAUAAAUUUAUUAGAUAGCAUUAAAAGAAUGAGGGAAUAAUACGAUUAAAAAGUUAUUAACUUUGAUGAAAAUCCUAACCAAUCAUUUAGUUAGAGUCCAUAAAAAGAAAAAAAAGGGAUAAUAUUUGAAAGUAUGCAGCAAGAAAAUAAUUUCUUAAAAGAUAAAAUUAAAAAAUUGGAAUAAAAAAAUUAAUAAUUGAAAAUCCAAUUAAAGAAUUCAGAAAAAAUUUAAAAUGAAUACAUUGAUAAAUUUCUAGUUUAAGAGCGGAAAGACCUCAAAAAGAUGAUUUCUUAAUACAAACAAUUUUUAGAUAAACUGUUGAGUGAUAAGCAAAAACUAACAGAAACAAAUAGAAAAUUGAAAAAUGAAAUUUAUUAUUUAAAUGAAGAAAAUUAAAAAUAUUCAGAAAUAAAUAAAAAAUUAUCUAAUGAAAUAAACUAUUUAAUAGAAAGAUAUUCUAAGGCAUUUGCAAAAGAGGAACUAGAAGCUGAUGAACAUUACGAUAGUGAAUAUAUUAAAAUGAUUAAAAUGGACCAUUCUGAAAAUAUUGAGUCUGUUAAAAUGCAGUAAAGUUCAGUCAGAAAAUCAUCAAAUAGUGUCAACAGUGCAAAUUAGGCAAAAAAAAGUUUACUCGAAAAUCUUAAUUAAAUAUUGAACUCCACAAAUAUUAACAAAGUAGAAAAAUCUACAAAAUAAUAACCAGUUCAGCUAGCAUAAGAACCUAAUGAAAUAGGAGAAUUAUAAGAUUUUAAAUAAGAUUGA
Molecule: messenger RNA, 1104 nt
Organism: Tetrahymena thermophila SB210
Lineage: Eukaryota; Ciliophora; Oligohymenophorea; Hymenostomatida; Tetrahymenidae
Exons: 9
Source: RefSeq, a predicted model, not a curated record